Messenger RNA from Suncus etruscus (white-toothed pygmy shrew), 2200 nucleotides. RefSeq names its product collagen beta(1-O)galactosyltransferase 2 (gene COLGALT2). NCBI's taxonomy places the organism in Eukaryota, Metazoa, Chordata, Mammalia, Eulipotyphla, Soricidae. The transcript is spliced from 12 exons. The coding region runs from base 20 to 1888 and encodes 622 amino acids. The record is from RefSeq and is a predicted model, not a curated record. Gene Ontology annotation, molecular function: procollagen galactosyltransferase activity.
UGCCGGUCUGCGUCCCACCAUGGGCGCGAGCCCUGCAGGACCCCCGGCCUGGUGGCCGCUGCUGGUGGCCUGCGCGCUCCUGGGCGGCGGCUGCGGGGCUCUCCAAGAGGCCGAGCCGGACUCGGAGGACACGGCCGGCGAGCCGGUGGUGUUCCCCGAGUCGCCGCUGAGGAGACCCACGGUGCUGGUGGCCGUGCUGGCCCGCAACGCGGCGCCCGCGCUGCCGCACUUUCUGGGCUGUUUGGAGCGUCUGGAUUACCCCAAGAACAGGAUGGCCAUCUGGGUGGCCACAGACCACAACGUGGACAACACCACAGAGAUCCUUCGGGAGUGGCUGCGAGGCGUGCAGCGGGCUUACCACAAUGUGGAAUGGCGGCCCAUGGCUGAGCCCAGGUCUUAUCCCGACGAAAUCGGGCCUAAACACUGGCCCAGCUCCCGUUUCGCUCACGUCAUGAAGCUACGUCAGGCCGCCCUGCGAACGGCGAGGGAAAAAUGGUCAGACUACAUUCUGUUCAUAGACACUGACAACUUCCUCACCAACCCACAGACGCUCAACCUACUAAUUGCAGAAAACAAAACCAUUGUGGCCCCCAUGUUGGAAUCUCGAGGUCUCUACUCCAACUUUUGGUGCGGGAUCACACCCCAGGGGUUUUAUAAGCGCACCCCUGACUACGUGCCCAUCCGAGAGUGGAAGCGGACAGGCUGCUUCGCGGUGCCCAUGGUGCAUUCCACCUUCCUCAUUGACCUCAGAAAAGAGGCCUCAGACCUGCUGGCCUUCUACCCACCACACCAGGACUAUACUUGGACCUUCGAUGACAUCAUUGUCUUUGCUUUCUCCAGCCGCCAAGCAGGCAUCCAGAUGUAUCUCUGCAACCGGGAACACUACGGCUACCUGCCCAUCCCGCUGAAGGCCCACCAGGGCCUGCAGGAGGACCUAGAUAGCCUUGUCCACAUGCGCAUCGAAGCCAUGAUUGACCGGCCACCACUUGAGCCCUCACAGUUCAUCUCAGACACCCCAAAGAACCCCAAUAAGAUGGGAUUCGAUGAGAUCUUCAUGAUCAACCUCCGGCGCAGGAAGGACCGCCGGGACCGGAUGCUGCGGACCUUGUACGAGCAGGAAAUCGAUGUGAAGCUGGUGGAGGCGGUGGAUGGAAAGGCCCUCAACACGACCCAACUGAAGGCGCUGCACAUCGAGAUGCUGCCUGGGUACCGUGACCCCUAUUCGUCGAGGCCUCUCACGCGAGGGGAGAUUGGCUGCUUCCUCAGCCAUCAUGCCGUGUGGAAGGAGGUGCUGGAACGAACGCUGGCCACGAGCCUGGUCAUUGAGGACGAUGUGCGCUUCGAGCACCAGUUCAGGACGAAGCUCAUCAGGCUGAUGGCAGACGUGGCCCAUGCACAGCUGGACUGGGAGCUGAUCUACAUUGGCCGGAAGCGCAUGCAGGUGGCAGAGCCCGAGAAAGCAGUACCCAACGUGCCCGGUCUGGUGGAGGCGGGUUACUCAUACUGGACUCUUGGCUAUGUGCUCUCCCUGGCCGGUGCCCGCAAGCUGGUGGGAGCUGAACCCUUUGGGAAGAUGCUGCCAGUGGACGAGUUUCUGCCCAUCAUGUAUGACAAGCACCCGGUAGCCGAGUACAAGGAGCAUUACCAGCACCGGGACCUUCGGGCCUUCUCGGCCGAGCCACUACCUCAUCUACCCGACCACACUUACACAGGCCAGCCCGGCUACCUCAGCGAUACGGAGACGUCCACCAUCUGGGACAACGACACUGCAGCCACCGACUGGGACCGCACACAUCCCUGGAAGGGGCAACUGCGAGGUGCCACCAAGAACACAGAAGCGCUGCCCCCGGCCCCGAGGGCCACCACCCCAACUCGGGAGGAGCUCUGAGGAGGCCCUGAGCACUGUGCUGUGAGACUCACCAUGGCUGUCUCGUUUCUUUCAUCUGCCCUGGUGGCCAGAUCAGGAGAUUUGGGGAGGCCACUAGGGUGCUGCCUGGAGUCUGUUCUCGGAUCAGUGCUCGGGGCAGAGGACCCGGGUCUGCUGUGUCUGUGCCCGUGCUCAGCCUUUGAGCAUCUCCCGGCCCUUGAUGUUUUCUGACAGGGGAGGAGAAUGGGUAGUGGAACCCAGAUUUCCAAGAAGGGCUGGAAGCUCCAGCAGAGCCUUCAUCAGCUGCACCCCCUGGGACCGUGCCUUUCUCCU